This is a messenger RNA of Calypte anna (Anna's hummingbird), 3953 nucleotides long. RefSeq names its product DExH-box helicase 9 (gene DHX9). The transcript is spliced from 27 exons. Gene Ontology annotation, molecular function: double-stranded RNA binding; 3'-5' DNA helicase activity; 3'-5' DNA/RNA helicase activity. NCBI's taxonomy places the organism in Eukaryota, Metazoa, Chordata, Aves, Apodiformes, Trochilidae. Bases 67 to 3780 code for a protein of 1237 amino acids. Gene Ontology annotation, biological process: regulation of mRNA processing; positive regulation of transcription by RNA polymerase II. Gene Ontology annotation, cellular component: ribonucleoprotein complex; intracellular anatomical structure; nucleolus. The record is from RefSeq and is a predicted model, not a curated record.
CGGCGGGGGAGUGGGCGGGGUGCGGGGCUGCGCCCUCUUGGGUGCUCCCUCAGCUCUGGCGGAGCUAUGGGGGACGUGAAGAACUUCUUGUAUGCCUGGUGCGGGAAAAGGAGGGUAAUGCCGUCCUACGAGAUCCGCGCCGGGGGUGGAAGGAGCCGGCAGACUUUCCUUUGCGAGGUACGAGUGGAAGGCUUCAACUAUGUUGGCAUGGGGAAUUCCACCAACAAGAAAGAUGCACAGAGCAAUGCUGCUCGAGACUUUAUCAAUUACUUGGUUCGGGUGAAUGAAAUGAAGAAAGAGGAAAUCCCUGCUUUUGGACUAGCAGUGUGUGAUAACCCUGAUGGACGUGAAGCAGCUAGAGAUGUAACUGGUUCCAAUCCUACUUUUGGUGGACCUCUUCCUCCACAUUUGCUUAUAGAGGCUGAAAUAGGCAAUGGCCCAAGUGCAGCACCUGGCAACUGUGGUGAAGCUCAGUGCAAUCAGGGUGCAAAUUUGAGAGGUUUCUGUUCAAAGAGUGAGGAGCAAGAAGUGCAGGCAACCUCUGAUUCAGAAGUGGACCUGAAUUCUGAUCUUCAUGGAGGCUGGACCUUGGAAAAUGCCAAGGCACGUCUGAACCAGUUUUUCCAAAAGGAGAAGAUUCAGGAAGACUAUAAAUACACUGAAAUGGGGCCUGAUCACAACAGGAGCUUUAUUGCAGAAAUGAACAUUUAUGUGAAGCAGCUGGGCAGAAGGAUUUUCAGUCGUGAGCAUGGAUCAAACAAGAAGCUGGCAGCUCAGUCCUGUGCCCUUUCCUUGGUCAGACAGCUCUACCAUCUUGGUGUCAUAGAACCUUACUCUGGACAGACAAAGAAAAAAGGAGAGUUGGUGGAACCCCAUGAGGUGUUGCUGUCUUCUGACCUGGAAAAUCAGCUGCAAAAGGUCAUACAGGAACUGUCUCUGGAGGUUGUGCCUGCGCCUGAAAAUCCCAGUAAUCCAGUUCUGAUUAGUGUUGGAAAGUUGGCUCAUUUUGAACCAUCGCAGAGACAAAGUCACACAGAAGUCAUUCCAUGGUCACCACCUCAUUCCAACUGGAACCCUUGGACCAGCUGCAAUAUUGAUGAGGGUCCUCUGGCAAAUCUCACACCAGAACAAAUCAGCAUGGAUCUAAAAAGUGAUUUCUUGUACCGUUUGGAGCAGGACCAGGAAUUACAAAGGAUUCAACAAGAGAGGGAGGCUUUACCUGUGAAGAAUUUUGAAAGUGAAAUUCUGGAUGCCAUCCGUGACAAUUCCAUUGUCAUAAUCCGUGGUGCCACUGGUUGUGGCAAAACCACACAAGUGCCACAGUACAUCCUGGAUGAGUACAUCAAAACCAACAGAGCUGCAGAGUGCAACAUAGUAGUGACACAGCCUCGGAGGAUCAGUGCAGUCUCUGUAGCAGAACGUGUGUCAUAUGAGAGAGGAGAAGAACCUGGGCAGAGCUGUGGCUACAGUGUGAGGUUUGAGUCUGUGCUUCCUCGGCCCCACGCCAGCAUCAUGUUCUGCACUGUAGGUGUUUUUCUGAGGAAGGUGGAGGCUGGGAUCCGUGGCAUUAGUCAUGUUAUUGUUGAUGAAAUUCAUGAGAGAGACAUUAAUACUGACUUUCUCUUGGUGGUGCUGAAAGAUGUAGUUCAGACAUACCCUGAAAUCAGAGUUAUCCUCAUGUCUGCCACCAUUGAUACCAGCAUGUUUUGUGAAUAUUUCAACUGUCCUAUUGUGGAGGUCUUUGGUAGAACCUACCCUGUCCAAGAUUAUUUUCUGGAAGAUUGCAUUCAGAUGACUCAGUUCAUUCCUCCACCCAAAGAAAAGAAGAAGAAAGAGAAGGAUGAAGAUGGUGGUGGUGAAGAUGAUGAUGUCAAUUGCAACCUUAUUUGCAGCGAUGAAUAUGGCCCAGAAACAAAGCACUCCAUGGCUCAGCUGAAUGAGAGAGAAACUUCUUUUGAACUCAUUGAGGCACUGCUAAUUUAUAUCAAGACCCUGAAUGUCUCAGGAGCUGUACUUGUUUUCUUGCCUGGCUGGAACUUGAUAUACACCAUGCAGAAACAUCUAGAAAUGAAUCCACGUUUUGGAGCCCACCAGUAUAGAAUUUUACCUCUGCAUUCACAGAUUCCUCUGGAGGAACAGCGGCGAGUGUUUGAUCCAGUGCCUCCUGGAGUCACAAAAGUUAUUUUAUCUACUAGCAUUGCGGAGACAAGUAUUACCAUCAAUGAUGUGGUCUUUGUUAUAGACUCCUGCAAACAAAAAGUGAAGCUAUUCACUGCUCACAACAACAUGACAACCUAUGCUACAGUCUGGGCAUCCAAAACAAACCUGGAGCAGCGCAAAGGAAGAGCCGGGCGGCUGCGUGCCGGGUUUUGUUUCCGUCUCUGUAGCAGAGCUCGCUUUGAAAGACUUCAGACUCACAUGACACCUGAAAUGUUCCGAACACCUCUCCAUGAAAUUGCUUUGAGCAUCAAAUUGCUGCGGCUGGGAGGAAUUGGUCAGUUUUUGGCCAAAGCAAUAGAACCCCCACCUUUGGAUGCAGUGAUGGAAGCAGAACGCACACUGAGAGAGCUUGAUGCCCUGGAUUCCAAUGAUGAGUUGACACCUCUUGGAAGAAUCCUAGCUAAGCUUCCCAUCGAACCUCGUCUUGGCAAGAUGAUGAUAAUGGGCUGCAUUUUUUAUGUGGGAGAUGCUGUGUGUACCAUCUCUGCAGCCACCUGUUUCCCUGAACCUUUCAUCAAUGAAGGCAAACGCCUGGGUUAUGUCCAUAGGAAUUUUGCUGGGAACAGGUUUUCAGAUCAUGUUGCUUUGCUCUCUGUCUUCCAAGCAUGGGAUGAUGCAAGAAUGGGUGGUGAAGAAGCAGAAAAAAGGUUUUGUGAACACAAAAGACUCAGCAUGUCUACUCUUCGAAUGACUUGGGAAGCAAAAGUCCAGCUGAAAGAGAUCCUUAUUAAUUGUGGCUUCCCUGAAGAAUGUUUGGUGACUCAGCCCUUUAACAACACUGGACCAGAUAAUAAUCUGGAUGUUGUAAUCUCUCUGCUUGCUUUUGGGGUCUACCCCAACGUCUGCUACCACAAAGAGAAGAGGAAAAUUCUUACCACUGAGGGGCACAAUGCACUCAUCCACAAGUCAUCUGUCAACUGCCCUUUCAGCAGCCAGGACAUCAAGUAUCCAUCACCUUUCUUCAUUUUUGGAGAAAAGAUUCGAACCCGAGCCAUCUCUGCCAAAGCCAUGACCUUGGUGAGCCCACUGCAGCUGCUUCUCUUCGCUUCCAAGAAAGUCUUGUCAGAUGGGGAGCUCAUUCUGGUGGAUGACUGGAUCAAGCUGAAGAUGCCCCACAGGGCAGCUGCCUGCAUCACUGCCCUGCGUGCCACGUUGGAGGCUCUUGUUGUGGAAGUGACUAAAGAUCCUCAGAUCAUCAGGCAGCUGGACCCAGCACAUGAGAGAAUGCUGAACAUGAUCCGUCAGCUCUCCAGGCCAUCAGCUGCAGGCAUCAGCCUCAUGGUUGCCAACACAAGGUUUGGUGAUGGCCCUCGCCCCCCCAAAAUGCCUCGUUAUGAAAAUGGAGGUGGCUUCAGAGGCUGGGGGGGUUAUCCACGUGGCUCUGGCUACAGAGGUCGAGGGUAUGGUGGCCACAGCUACUCUGGCCAGUACUCAGGAGGAAGAGGAUACCAAGGUAGCCCAGGGGGAGGCUACAGAGGUAGAGGAGGCUAUCAUCAAGGAGGAGGGUGUGGAGGAGGAGGUGGUGGCUACAGAGGGGAUCUGUGGAGGGGCAGGUGGUAGUUAAUGGGAGCCUUUCCACUUCGACACAAGUGUAUUUCCCUCCUCCCUUUCUUGCUGUUACCAGUCUGUUUGCCACUUCAGUUCCUUAUUGACAACUCUGUAAUAUAUUGUGCCCUUUGGGAGUUUGCUGCGAGCUGUAUGAUUUUAUUCUUAAUAAAGAAUCUGUUUCUAAA